AUGAAACAUAGCAUGACGCGAUAUUUCAAACGUUCACAUCUCAGGUUUGACGUUUACACAACUCUUCGACAUUACUGUGGUUUUGCUCGAAAUGAUGACGACUUUGUUGACCGUUUAUCACGCUAUUAUUCCGUGCUUAUAUUUACUGUUUUUGUUAUCAUCGUCUCUUCUGUUCAGUUCGUAGGCAAACCUAUUUCAUGCUUCACUCCGGCAUCGUUUACUGAUGCUCAUAUAACCUACGCUGAUUUUGUUUGUUGGAUAUCGGACACUUAUUAUAUUUCUAUCGACGCCGAACUUCCUGAUCCGGACGAUCUUGCUGCACGCGAAGGUACAAAUGCUGUUCGUUUCUAUCAGUAUGUUCCGUUUAUCUUAUUGUUACAAGCAUUCGGUUUCUUUUUACCUGGAUUUCUGUGGCGUAGUGGAUCGUUUCGUCUUGGUAUUUGCUUACAAAAACAUUUAGAUCAGUUAGAGAUAAGUCGCCGCUCACUUACCGAACAUCCAGGUUAUCGUCGGCAACUGAUUCGAAAUGUUGCCACACGUCUCGAUCAAUAUUUUCGCAUGCGUAGUCGUUCGUUAAUACCAAAACUAACAUUUCUUUAUUUAUUAAUUAAAAUCUUCUACAUUCUCAAUAUUCUCAUUCAAUUCAGUUGUUUACACUAUUUGAUGAAUUUCGAUUUCACAUUCGAGUCGUUGUUUCAACGUUUAAUUAUCUAUACCUCGACAGUACGUCCUACAUCUUUACAAUUUCCAACCAAUGUCUUGUGUGAUUUCAUCGUUCGCUUUCUCGGAAAGAACAAACAUCGACAUACUGUUCAAUGCGUCCUUCCAAUCAAUGUAUUUAACGAAAAGAUCUUUCUAUUCGCGUAUAUCUGGCUGAUUUUUCUCUUAGUCUGCACAAGUUAUAAUCUGGUGAUUCAAUGGAUAUGUUUUAUUGUAUUUUAUCGUCGCGUCAAAGAUACGCGCGGUCGACGAUUGCGUCGCGUUUCAUCCAAACAUUAUCUUGAUGAGAUAUUUGAAGAAAAUCAAAUCGUACAUCGUAGUGAUUAUCAACCGAUCACGAAAAAUUUCAGUCAACGAUAUCUACGUUGUGACGGAGUCGUUAUUAUGAGAUUAUUCGAUAUGAAUGUCGAUCUUGUUACAAUGAACGAUUUAAUGAAUGAUCUAUGGGAAUUGUAUAAAGUGGAUCCUGUAUGA
Adineta ricciae is the source of this 1194-nucleotide messenger RNA. Lineage: Eukaryota; Metazoa; Rotifera; Eurotatoria; Adinetida; Adinetidae. The record is from the annotation of a GenBank genome assembly.